Loa loa (African eye worm) is the source of this 444-nucleotide messenger RNA. RefSeq lists its product as hypothetical. The transcript has 4 exons. The coding region runs from base 1 to 444 and encodes 147 amino acids. NCBI's taxonomy places the organism in Eukaryota, Metazoa, Nematoda, Chromadorea, Rhabditida, Onchocercidae. The record is from RefSeq and is a predicted model, not a curated record.
AUGACAGGUAAGGCAACAGUACAGCCAUCACAAGGCCAACCAGCACAAGAACAUGCAAACCGUAGGCGGAGAUCGCAAGAGAUUCGAUAUUUCAUUCAGUCUGUUUGUUCGGAAACCAUGCUUAUAUUGACAUUUCUAUGCUUUUGGAGUGUUGCUGUCUAUGCGACAACACCGUUUUCCACGUUUGUGCUAAAUCUCGGUGCCUGGGCAACAAUGCACACCGUUGAUGGGUUUAUUAUGACUGCAUUCAAUCAACAAAUCAUUACUCGCAUAAAGAAGACAGCAAAAAGAGCCUCUCUGCCAAUGGCGACAAUUGUUCUAUCAGCAACAACCAAAAGGAUCGAUCAUAAUCAGACCCUGAACGUUCAACAACGCUGGUUGCGUAUGUAUCGCGAGAAUAAUUUGAAAACGAACAGAAUUGAACCAUCGAGCAUAUAUGCAUAG